Messenger RNA from Ambispora gerdemannii, 927 nucleotides. NCBI's taxonomy places the organism in Eukaryota, Fungi, Glomeromycota, Glomeromycetes, Archaeosporales, Ambisporaceae. The record is from the annotation of a GenBank genome assembly.
AUGGCUAUAGACAGAAAUGAAGCGCUCGCCACCUUGAAAGCAAUGUUCCCAGACAUUGACUAUCUUGAGGAAGUUUUGGACGCACACGACGGCGCCUUAGAACCAGCUCUUAACGCUUUAUUAGAAAUAUCGGAUCCUAAUUAUAAAAGUCAAGACAAUAUACCCGUCCAAGCCGAAGGUCUCUUGACUUCGACAUCACGAGAACAACUAUUACGUGACGAAGAAUUAGCACGUAACUUGGCAGCAGAGGCUGAUAGGGCUGCUGGAUAUGGGCCACCUUCUCAUGUCUCUGCGAAUGCACGAAAUCGUCCCGCCAACACUCAACAGCAGCAACAACAAAAUUCCGAUUUUAAUUUUUCAGACGAAAUACCUGUAAUCAAAGAGAAAAUUGUAAACGUCGCCGACACCACAAAAAAGAAAGUAAGAGAAUGGUAUGAUCGUCUCAAACAACAAACCCGCCCUGAAACUGAUGAAAAUACCAACAACCCAAAAUAUACAAAUUUACCUCAUAAUGAGGUGGAUAAUGGACGUUGGGAAGAUGAUUAUCGUCCUGUUUCAAAUAACUCUCGACAAUCUGGAACACGACAGAUACCUCGAAAUUCCGCGUCAAAAUCAUUUCAAACAAGCAAUGAUAGCAACGACGAUAAUAGUAGUAAUAUAUUUCCUGGGCAUACUGGUUUUGCCUCAUCGUCACCCACCACUACUGCAAGUGAUAGUUCAAUAAAAAUUAUACGACAAACUAAUAAUUCUGAUAUGUCAACUUUGAAUACACAAGACAAGUCAUCAGACAUAUCCCCAUAUCUAAUCUCAGAUACAGGCAAUGCAGAUCCGGAACGAAUAACUGCUCCUAAAUUACCUUCGAUUCCACGACGAUAUGAAGUGACGAGAGCUUCUAGUGCAGAUGCUGAGGAGAUUAGCAAAGAUUAG